Messenger RNA from Theobroma umbraticum, 530 nucleotides. NCBI's taxonomy places the organism in Eukaryota, Viridiplantae, Streptophyta, Magnoliopsida, Malvales, Malvaceae. The record is from RefSeq and is a predicted model, not a curated record.
UUCAAGUGCAUCUAUCAGUGGGCCGGCUGAGUAGAACGGUGAUUGUAUGAUCAAACUGAGAUAAUAUGGGAGGCGUUGCCUGGACCGAAGAAGAGGAUCACUUGCUCAAGAAAUGUAUAGAGCAGUAUGGCGAAGGGAAGUGGCAUCGUGUACCUCUUUUGGCUGGUCUCAACCGGUGCCGCAAAAGCUGUAGGCUGAGAUGGUUAAACUAUCUACGCCCAAACAUCAAAAGAGGGAGUUUUGCAAAAGAGGAAGUGCACCUCAUCAUCAAGCUCCACAAGCUCCUAGGAAACAGGCAAGUUAUUUUCUCCGUCGCUCUCUCUCUUUGUAACAUGAUAAAGUUACGAAUGUAAAACUAUGUAUUGUCAUAGGUGAAUGGAUUCAUAAAUAAAUUCAUCUAAAGGCAUAGUAUCACAGUAGCGCCUACUACUGGCAAUGAUGAGAAUUCUCAUGGGGAAUUGCUUUUUUAUUAACCUUUAAUUUCAUUUCUCAUGAAUGAAGGUAGCUAGGCUUAAGAUUAAGAAAAACGU